GAUUUCCGUCAAACGGACUUUUCAUCGGGAUCGGAGUUACAAAAUUUCUACACCGCCACGUUGAUUACUUCCCCCUACGGACACCGGCUUGAGGAGUGCUGAAAGAAAGAUGAAGUUGUGGAUUAUAGCUGUGCUGAUCAGUUUUGCUGGUAACAGUUUAUCAGAAGAAGACAAUGUUGCAAGACUUUUGGCCUCUAAAACUGUUUUAAACCAGUAUCUAGUGGAAGGCAGAGAUUUAACUGUAGAAUAUACCAUCUAUAAUAUUGGGGGAAGUGCUGCUCUGAAUGUUAACUUAAAAGAGGAGGGUUUCCCUGAACAAGACUUUGAGGUUGUCAAAGGCAACUUAAAAGUGAAAUGGGAAAGAAUAGCACCUGGCACUAACGUGUCCCAUGCCGUUGUUCUCCGUCCAUUACAGUUUGGCUACUUCAACUUUACUGCAGCCGAGGUCUCUUACAAACCCACCGAAAAUGCGGCAACAGAAGUGAUUGGAUUUACAAGCGCCCCAGGAGAGGGUGGCAUUGUUGGCAGCAAAGACUUUGACAGGAAAUUCUCCCCUCAUGUUUUGGAUUGGUUGGUUUUUGCCAUCAUGACCCUGCCAUCUCUCACCAUUCCAUUUUUACUCUUCUACAGAAGCAAGAGCAGAUACGAUACACCCAAGCCGAAAAAGAACUAAAUACUAAUAUAUUUAAAUUUUUUACAUUUUUUUUUCAAUUUUUCUUUUAUAAUAAAUUUUCUGAAAACUA
Saccostrea cuccullata (small rock oyster) is the source of this 743-nucleotide messenger RNA. RefSeq names its product translocon-associated protein subunit beta-like. Gene Ontology annotation, cellular component: endoplasmic reticulum; membrane. The transcript is spliced from 6 exons. Bases 110 to 673 code for a protein of 187 amino acids. The record is from RefSeq and is a predicted model, not a curated record. NCBI's taxonomy places the organism in Eukaryota, Metazoa, Mollusca, Bivalvia, Ostreida, Ostreidae.